Molecule: messenger RNA, 395 nt
Organism: Aspergillus sclerotioniger CBS 115572
Lineage: Eukaryota; Fungi; Ascomycota; Eurotiomycetes; Eurotiales; Aspergillaceae
Product: electron transfer flavoprotein regulatory factor 1
Exons: 3
Biological process (GO): respiratory electron transport chain
Cellular component (GO): mitochondrion
Source: RefSeq, a predicted model, not a curated record
CUAGCUCCUGCUUCUUCUAACUGACAACACCACUUACAAUGACGAAUCCAACACUUCGCUCACAGGUGAUAAAUAUUUACAAGGGUAUGUGUAUGCCUUCUCAGUUUCCGGUCGUUCAGUUUGAUCGACUUAAUGCGGAUCUUAAGUCUUUCUUCAACUAACACUCCGUUAUCGGAAGAACUCCUCUUUCUUGGUCGCGAGUAUCCGUUGGGCUACGAGUAUUAUCGGACUAGGUUACACAAAGCAUUUUCUAGUCAGGCACAUCUGGAAAAUGAGGAACAGAUUCGGAAGGGUAUUGCGAGAGCGGAGUUUGUGAAAAAGGAAAUCGAAGCUUUGUACUAUCUAAAGCGAUAUCGCACCUUGAAACAGCGCUAUGAUAAUAAAUGAUGUCGGCC